GCCGCAGUAUGAACUCAGUCUCAAAAUCAACGAAACUUCCAGUAGGAAAAGGAAACCACCGCGCCACGCCUUCCGCAAAAUCCCACAUAAAACCCGUAACAGAGAGUAGUUCAAUCGUCGCAGCAAAAACCGUAUAGCUUGCCUUCUUCACACUCCAAUUAACCCCCGUCCGUCCGUCCCAUAACAGAAGUGACCCAGAAAAAUGGAUCAGAUCCCAAUAGCCUACAGAUCGCUGGACCCAGCGGUGCCAGAAUGGCUAAACAAAGGCGACAACGCCUGGCAGAUGACGGCAUCCGCCCUCGUCUCCAUCCAGAGCAUGCCGGGACUCGUAAUCCUCUACGCCAGCAUCGUGAAGAAGAAAUGGGCAGUCAAUUCGGCCUUCAUGGCGCUCUACGCCUUCGCCGCCGUCCUAAUUUGCUGGGUCCUGCUCUGUUACCGGAUGGCCUUCGGCGACGAGCUCUUGCCCUUUUGGGGGAAAGGCGCCCCUGCUCUCGGCCAGAAGUACCUAAUCCGUCGAGCCAUCGUCCCCGAGAGCCGGCACCGACAGGAGGACGGGACUUACCACGUCGCCGAGCCGUUUUACCCCAUGGCGACUUUGGUCUACUUCCAGUUCACCUUCGCGGCGAUCACGAUGAUUCUGCUCGCCGGCUCUGUUUUGGGGCGGAUGAAUAUUCGGGCAUGGAUGGCUUUCGUCCCGCUCUGGCUCGUCUUUUCUUACACGGUUGGAGCUUUUAGCCUGUGGGGCGGCGGGUUCCUUUACCACUGGGGAGUAAUUGAUUACUCCGGCGGCUACGUCAUUCAUCUCUCCUCCGGGAUCGCCGGUCUCACUGCCGCUUACUGGGUUGGGCCGCGGCUGAAAGCGGAUAGGGAAAGGUUCCCGCCGAACAACGUCCUGCUGAUGCUCGCCGGCGCGGGGCUUCUGUGGAUGGGGUGGUCGGGGUUCAACGGUGGGGCGCCUUACGCGGCGAAUAUCGACGCCUCGCUGGCGAUUCUGAACACGAAUGUAUGCGCGGCGACGAGCUUGCUGGUGUGGACGUCGCUGGACGUGGUGUUCUUCGGGAAGCCGUCGGUGAUCGGAGCCGUGCAGGGGAUGAUGACGGGGCUUGUUUGUAUUACUCCCGGCGCAGGGUUGGUGCAAUCGUGGGCGGCUAUUGUGAUGGGAAUUCUUUCUGGUAGCAUUCCGUGGGUGUCAAUGAUGGUUCUCCACAAGAAGUCAGCACUGCUACAGAAGGUAGACGACACACUAGGCGCGUUCCACACCCACGCGGUGGCGGGGCUAUUGGGCGGCCUGCUGACGGGACUCCUAGCCGAGCCGGAGCUGUGCGAGCUCAUCCUUCCGAUCAAAACCAGGGGAGCAUUCUACGGCGGCAAUGGAGGUGUCCAGUUCCUCAAGCAAAUCGUAGCGGCGCUCUUCGUAAUAGGCUGGAACGUGGUUUCCACCACCCUCAUACUUCUGGCCAUUAGGUUGUUCAUCCCUUUGCGAAUGCCCGAGGAUCAGCUAGCCAUCGGCGACGACGCCGUUCACGGCGAGGAAGCUUAUGCACUUUGGGGAGACGGCGAGAAGUUCGACCCUACUAAGCAUGGCUGGAAUACCGGUGCCAAUUAUGCUGAAGACAUUGCACCCUCUCCCUAUAUCAACGGUGCUAGAGGCUUGACAAUCAAUUUGUAAGGUGAAAGAACAUAUAUAUUUUUUGAGGGUUUUUGUAUGUAUUCAGGGUUAUAUCUAUUAUAUAUAGUAUUAUAUCAGUUGGUUCGACAGCUGUUUUGUGGACAACUAGUCAUCGGCCCGCAAAUUGGAACAUCAGAACCCAACCAACAGUGUUUGUUAUCUAGUCCGUCGCCUAAAACAGUAACAAUAUACCUCACACAAGUGAAUGAUCGCAAUGAUGGAUCUUACAGCAAAAUGGCAGGCAGUUUCUUCGUAAACUUGUUUCGGCAGAACCAGUAAAAAGGAACCAAGAAUGACACCUUCUGAAGAUGGUAGGAGUGUUAUAUGCUGUUCAGAGAACUAUAUAUGUCCAAACCUUUCGUUGGCAGGAGUAGUUGAGAAGGGCUCCUUUGUUUACCUAAUCAAACCUUUCCCAGUCCUCGGUGAUGGCAGUUGAAGAAGAUGUCCCCGGCGGUGGUGGCGUCAAGCUUCCCAUUCCAGAGUCAAACGUUUCCCAAUCAGUCGUCACGGUGGCAACAUUGACGUUUGUGUUGACUGGCUUCGCAUUUGUUGCCUUCAAGUUGUCCAGCAGCUCGUGGAAAUUCUGGAUUCGCCGCACCUGCAGUAAUGUUCAAACAAGUUUAACACCAGCAAUCUUAGUACCUCGUACCUUUCAGUCACAGACAGUUGGCGUCUCGUCUCUGGUUGAUCAAAUAACAAAUCUCUCGAUGGACAACAACCUUACGAUUUCAAAUUUCUACUACUCAAAAUAUGAUAGCCGAACGUUUAUGUGACCAUCUAGUUAUUUGACCAUUAUUCACUUGUUUUAGUAAGUUUUCUACAAUCUCCCACUCUUACUAUUAGGCUGAAUCAAACAUAGGCAGAAUA
Molecule: messenger RNA, 2536 nt
Organism: Linum trigynum
Lineage: Eukaryota; Viridiplantae; Streptophyta; Magnoliopsida; Malpighiales; Linaceae
Source: the annotation of a GenBank genome assembly